UCUCCUUUACCAAUCCCGCCCCGGCCAGACUUCUCUGCCACUCUGCCUUGACAAAUCCACCCCCCAUUUUUAAGCUUGGUUGAGAGUACUUGGGUCACUUAUCAACUCUCGUUCGUGCUGGAAGAUCCCCACUAGCACCAUGAGACUCAGCCUCGUCCCCCUCCUUUUUGGAGCGACUUCGGUCGCCUCCAGACUCUAUGCGGCGUCGUACGCCGGCACGGUCACCACCUUGUCCCUGUCUCAAUCGCGAGGCCAGUAUGAGCUGGACACCAUUGCUCAGUCCACGGACUGUGGUGUCAACCCCUCCUGGUUGAUGCUGGACAGCGAACACCGUGUCCUGUACUGCCUGGAUGAGGCUGUCGACUACACCAACGGUACCUUGACCUCGUUGGCCAUCGGGGCCAAUGGCACCUUGACCCGCAUUGUGCAGCGCGAGACGCUUGCUGGCCCCGUCAUGUCGCAGUUCUACUCCGCUCCGGGCCUUCCGAACCGCAAGUUCUUCGCCGUCGCUCACUACUCAGGAUCCGCCGUCACGACUUACUCCCUGGACCCCAUCACGGGUGUCUUCAAUCGCUCCCAGACCUUUACCUACACUCUUGCCCAGCCGGGCCCCAAUGCUGACAGACAGGAUGCGCCCCAUUCCCAUGGCGUAAUUGUCGACCCCACCGGAAAGUUCGUGCUAGUGCCCGAUCUGGGUGCUGACCUCGUUCGUGUCUUCCAUGUCAAUCCUGCCACAGGGCUGCUGGAGCCGCAGAAUCCUCUGGUUGCGACCCCUGGCUCUGGGCCCCGCCACGGUGUGUUCUGGACUCCCAAGGAAGCUGCGGUCGGUCACAAGGAGACCCUUUUUUACCUGGUGUCGGAACUGAGCAACGGUCUCACCGGCUACCGGGUCUCGUAUCCCAACGGAACCAUCUCUUUCAGCGAGUUCUACACCACCAACUCUUAUGGCGGAGCAGUGGCCCCUAAUGCCUCCAAGGUCGCCGAGAUUGCCAUCUCGCCGCAAAACAACCGCAUCGUGCUGAGCAACCGGGGUGACAACACCUUCGGAGUUAACAACGACUCCAUGGCUGUCUUCGGCUGCGCUGACGCCACCGGAAACAUUCCCACCAACAUCACCUUCCACGGACUGUAUCCCGCCUACGGAUCCUAUCCCCGCCAGUUCGAGAUGUCUGCGAAGAACGAGAUGAUCGCGGAGGCUCUGCAGGAAUCCCACGCCGUGGUGGUGACGGGAUGGAACAGCACGACCGGAAAGCCCGGAUCGCUUCUGGCCAGGAAGUCUCUGGUGGGUGAGGUGGUGUCUGUGGUCUGGGAUACUUUGUAAUUCCAGGGCUGUGCGAGUAGUCUUGGCUGCCAGGAUCGCUCUGUCUCAGAGCGGGCCUAGCUAGACUGUAGAUCAUGUCUCAUUAUCAGUAGAGGGAAGGCUGAGACGCUUCCGUUGUGACUAUGCCACAUUAUGUCAUUCUUUUUAGAGUUAGUGAAUUAGUGAAUGAGACGAAUUACGUUAAGUGCCAU
Aspergillus ibericus CBS 121593 is the source of this 1512-nucleotide messenger RNA. Its product is annotated as putative isomerase YbhE. The transcript has 3 exons. NCBI's taxonomy places the organism in Eukaryota, Fungi, Ascomycota, Eurotiomycetes, Eurotiales, Aspergillaceae. The coding region runs from base 140 to 1321 and encodes 393 amino acids. Gene Ontology annotation, molecular function: protein binding; 6-phosphogluconolactonase activity. The record is from RefSeq and is a predicted model, not a curated record.